Messenger RNA from Rosa rugosa (rugosa rose), 1200 nucleotides. RefSeq names its product late embryogenesis abundant protein At3g53040-like. Bases 50 to 1021 code for a protein of 323 amino acids. The transcript has 2 exons. Lineage: Eukaryota; Viridiplantae; Streptophyta; Magnoliopsida; Rosales; Rosaceae. The record is from RefSeq and is a predicted model, not a curated record.
CAAACACAGAGAACAGAAAGAAAAAAACAGAGUGCAGUAACCAAGAACAAUGGCGAGCCUUUCAUUAUCGAAGAAUCUCAUCUUCAACCUCUCAAAGUCGUUUCCUCAAUCCCAAGUUUCACUCUCUCUCAGACCCUCUCUCAAAAUCUCCAGGGUCUGCUUCAUCUCCGCCUCCAAAUUCUCCGAGGGUCGAAAUGCGGCGGAGGAGAAUAGGGAUUCAAAUUCUCACCGGGCGUAUGCCGAUAAGGACUGGAGGGACAAGGAAAGAGGGUACGGCUCUGCUGACUUGAGCAAGCACGCGAAAGAAACCAUGGAAGAAGGACUAGAAAAAACCAAGCGGGAAGCAGAGGAGAUGAAAGAGAGAGCGAAGGAUUACGCCUACGAAGCUAAGGAGAAGACAAAGAGUGCGGCGGAAACCAUGGAGGAGGAGACCAAAGAGGGAACGUAUAAGGCUUCAGAGACAGUGGAGAGUGCCAAGGAGAAGGCAAAGGACUACGCUUAUGAUGCUAAGGAGAAGACGAAAGACAUGGCUGGAACUGUGGCGGAGAAGGCUAAGGAGGGGACUCACAAGGUGGCGAAGACUGCGGGGAGUGCUAAGGAGAAGGCCAAGGACACGGUUUAUGAGGCGACUGAGAAGGCGGAGGGUGUGGCGCAGACGGUGGCGGAUAAGGGGAAGGGAGGGACACAUAAGGCUGCGGAGACCGUGAAGGAUACAGUGAAGGGCGCUUGGGAGGCGACUAAGGAGACGGGGCAGGCAAUCAAGGAGGCAGUUGUGGGGGCCGAUGAGGAGGUGGCAGUGGUUGUGGAGGACACGUCAGAUGAUGAUGUGGUGGUUGAUCUUGUCGAAGGGAGUAUUUCGUCCGAUGAAGAUGUGGCGGUGACCGGAGGGAAGGUGAUGGAUGCGGAUGUCAUUGAGCGGAGGCGGGCUGCUGGGUAUAGGUCCGAUGAGGACCUGUCGGCGGAGUCGGAGCUUAGGCGGCGGACCGCCUAUAAGAAGGCCGGUGACAAGAAAGAUACCUGAUCAUGACAAGAUGAACAUGUUUUGCAACGUACUGUUUUGUGGCUAUUUGUGUUUUCAAUAGUUGUAAUUAAUUAAUAAAUCAAGGAUGUUCGUCAUGAGGUGGAAGCUUUGCUUUCCUACGUUCUUUUGAAUUUGUAUGUUGCGACACUGCUCAAGUUUUAUGGAAAAGAAAAUAUUUA